AUGGGGUCGCUCGGGGAGUCACCGCCAUCAUCUUCAAGCCGGCCAAGAAUUCUCUUCAUCGACGCGUACGACUCUUUCUCAAACAACAUCACCUCUCUGCUGGCUACCCUCUUGGAUGUGGAGGUUUUCGUCCUCCCCAUCGACACUGCCAUUUCCAAGGACGACUUCCGCCGCGAGCUCUCUCAUUACGAAGCCGUCGUUUGCGGACCCGGGCCGGGGUCGCCUCAGAAUGACGCCGACGUAGGGUUGAUGAAAUGGCUCUGGGAGCUGCCUGGUGAUGAGCUGCUGCCAGUACUUGGGGUGUGCUUGGGCUUCCAGAGCCUGGUACUCUCCUGUGGGGGCAAGGUGAGGAGGCUGAGGAGAGGACUGCACGGGAUGGUCAGGAGAAUUGAGCACCGUUCGGCGUCUGGAGACUCAGAGAGCGGCGAUAUUUUCCACGGUGUUGGGGACUUCAACGCGACACUGUAUCACAGCCUAUGCGCUGACGUGGGCCAGGAUAGCGUGGAGCAAUGGCAUGACCGGAAGUGGGAUCGUCCCGAAGGCCUUCACGACAUUGUCCCGCUCGCCUGGGUUGAAGAGGACAGGCUGGAUGGCCAGGAAAAAGAGAGGAUCUUGAUGGCGAUGAAGCAUGACCGGAAACCGUUUUGGGCGGUGCAAUAUCACCCCGAGUCUGUCUGCACGGAAGAAGAAGGAAAUCGCGUGAUCCGCAACUGGUUCAACCAGGCUUUGCGAUGGAAUUCGAAAUACAGGACGACCUCAAGCCUACGUACAGACGACCUCCAGGCGAGAAAAGCCUUCAAACCCAGUCUCCUGCAGCAGGUCGCCGCUUCCGAUGUCAGCACAGGCUCGGGGAGGGACGCCUGGGAGUCAUUCCUCCACGAAAGCGACCGACGGAUUCAAUACAAAUCCGUCAGUAUCGACACCCCUCUAUCAGCAGACCUCGAGAUCCCGGAUAUUGUCGAGGCGUUGGGCUCAACCAGCACUAGCCACGUCAUACUUGACUCCGCGAACGGCAAUCAGCCUAGGGCGAAGACGGGCGUGGACGUCCGUGGACGAUUCAGCAUCAUUGGCCUGGAAAUCGAUGACUGUGUGCGCAUUGAGAGUCACACGGGAGAAAGAUUCAUCAGCAUUGUUUCUCCUGGAAAGCCCUCGCACCAAGUCACGUUCGGGCCCAGGGAGAAUGUUUGGCACCUUCUUGCCGAGUUCCACGGGUGCAAGCGCUCGAUUAUGGAGGAAAAUGGCGACAAUGUUCCACAUGAACGAGACGUGCCGUUCCUGGGUGGGUUCGUCGGCUACGUGUCUUAUGAACAGGGGCUCAGCGAUAUUGGUAUUGCGCUGGGCCAGGAAAGAGGACAUCGUAGGCCGGAUGUGUGUUUGGCCUGGGUCACCAAAUCCAUCGUGGUGGAUCAUGAGGAAGGAGUGCUGCACAUCCAGGAUCUGGAAGGCAACGCACAAUGGACUACCUCAGUAGCAUCGAAGCUGCAAGGCUCUGACUUGUGGCGGCGCGGGCUUCGUACAGAAUCGAAGAACGGAGCCAGGUUUCCACCUGCUUUGGACACGCAGAUACGGAAACCAGAACAUGCCAAGUACGAGGCCAAGGUGCGCAUGUGCCAGGAGUUUAUCGCAGCAGGCGACACAUAUGAGUUGUGUCUGACCGAUCAGACUCAUAUCGCGAGAACCAUCGCGACCGCGAACAAAGGUCAACGCGCGGGCCAGCCUGAUGUGCUGCCCCAGCGGCUGCCCCCCAGUGCCCAGAAGACCGAUACACGUUCGGAUACGUCCUGGGAUCUCUACCGCACGCUCAGGAAACGCAAUCCCGCACCAUUCGCCUCAUAUAUCCGCCUCGGCGGGGCGACGCUCGUCAGUUCGUCGCCCGAGCGCUUCCUGCAAUACGACCGCUCCGGUCUCUGCUCCAUGAAGCCCAUGAAAGGCACCGUCAGGAAAUCCUCAGAACCUGCAGAGGGGUGUGCGAUGAGCCUCGAGGAGGCCGAAGACAUCCUGCACGUGCCCAAAGAAGAAGCCGAGAACUUGAUGAUUGUGGACUUGGUCAGGCACGACAUGCAUGGAGUCUGUGGGGCGGGCCGGGUGUGGGUGCCAGAGCUGCUGAAGGUCGAGGAGUACCAGACGGUAUACCAGAUGAUCACGGUGGUCGAGGGGCAGCUUCCACAGCCUGACAAGUGGGAUCCCCAGAGGCGUCACUCCGGACUCGACGUGCUCUCGGCCAGUCUCCCGCCAGGAAGCAUGACGGGCGCGCCGAAGAAGAGGAGUUGUGAGAUUCUCCAGCAGAUCGAGGGAGACAAGGAAAGAAGUCUCUACUCGGGCGUGGUCGGCUACAUGUGCAUCUCUGGCAGGGGAGAUUGGAGCGUCACUAUAAGAAGCAUGUUCCGUUGGGACGACGAGACCCAAAAGGGAGACAAGGAUGGAGAAGAGAAGGAGACUUGGCACAUUGGCGCCGGUGGUGCCGUCACUAUUCUCAGUACCCCCGAAGGGGAAAGAGAGGAAAUGGUUGUCAAGCUCGCACGGCCAUUGAGUAUCUUUGGCAUGACGUCUUGA
Diaporthe batatas is the source of this 2553-nucleotide messenger RNA. Its product is annotated as 4-amino-4-deoxychorismate synthase. Lineage: Eukaryota; Fungi; Ascomycota; Sordariomycetes; Diaporthales; Diaporthaceae. The transcript has a single exon. The coding region runs from base 1 to 2553 and encodes 850 amino acids. Gene Ontology annotation, biological process: L-tryptophan biosynthetic process. The record is from RefSeq and is a predicted model, not a curated record.